Molecule: messenger RNA, 795 nt
Organism: Brenthis ino (lesser marbled fritillary)
Lineage: Eukaryota; Metazoa; Arthropoda; Insecta; Lepidoptera; Nymphalidae
Source: the annotation of a GenBank genome assembly
AUGAUACGAUCAUUUAUAGCGAGCCUCGAAGAUCCCCAGAAACCACUGCUUGGUCCGAGCUAUUGGAUUUUAAAGAAAAUGGGACUAAUUUUGGAAAAAAAUAAUUUAGUUAAAGCCAUGUACAUAAUCAUACAUGAAAUGGUAGCAAUUUUUGUUGUUACCCAAUACAUCGAGCUAUAUGUGAUAAGAUCAGAUCUAGAUGAAGUAUUAACGAAUCUAAAGAUAUCCAUGUUGAGCAUUGUAUGUAUUGCUAAAGCUAAUACAUUUGUAUUUUGGCAAAAAAGUUGGAGAGAAUUAAUUGAAUAUGUCACAGAAGCAGAUAUAUACGAAAGAGAUUACAAUGAUACGCGGAAAGUGAAAAUUUUAAAUUCGUACACUAAUUACUGCCGCCGAGUCAUACAUUUCUAUUGGAUUUUAGUCUUCAUAACAUUUGCGAGCGUAAUAUCAACUCCUUUAAUAAAGUAUUUAUCAUCAGCCACGUAUAGAGAAGCUCUCAUUAAUGGCACUGAGCAUUUUCCCCAUAUUUUUAGUGCAUGGACGCUAUUUGACAAAUAUAGCUUUCCUGGUAACUGGGUUACGGUUAUUAAUCACAUUUUGUUAUGCGCCUAUGGAUCUGGAAUUAUGGCUGCAUAUGACACAACUAUAAUCGUGAUCAUGGUAUUUUUUGGAGGGAAGUUAGAACUGCUACGGGAACGAUGCAGGACAAUCUUCAGUUUCAAAGGCUCAAGUGUAAGUGAUGAGCAGGCGAUCAGAGCAAUACGCGAACUCCAUAACAUACAUGUUGUCUUAAUGAAG